UCAUUCCUCAGGCUCAUUCACCAGCCCAGUGGCCGAUCUUACCAUGAAGAGUUCAACCCUCCCAAAGAGCCAAUGAAGGAUGAUGUGACUGGGGAGCCUCUUAUUCGCCGCAGUGAUGACAACGAGACCACUCUGUGCUCCCGACUAGAGUCCUAUCACAAGCAGACGGCCCCUCUAGUGCAGUACUACAGUGCCCGCGGCCUCCACACUGCUGUUGAUGCUUCUCAGUCCCCCAACCUCGUCUUUGCCUCCAUCCUUGCUGCCUUCUCUGCUGCU
Sinocyclocheilus rhinocerous is the source of this 276-nucleotide messenger RNA. Its product is annotated as adenylate kinase 2, mitochondrial-like. Gene Ontology annotation, molecular function: AMP kinase activity; ATP binding. Gene Ontology annotation, biological process: nucleobase-containing compound metabolic process. The annotation marks the transcript as partial. NCBI's taxonomy places the organism in Eukaryota, Metazoa, Chordata, Actinopteri, Cypriniformes, Cyprinidae. The transcript is spliced from 2 exons. The record is from RefSeq and is a predicted model, not a curated record.